Monascus purpureus is the source of this 1167-nucleotide messenger RNA. The record is from the annotation of a GenBank genome assembly. NCBI's taxonomy places the organism in Eukaryota, Fungi, Ascomycota, Eurotiomycetes, Eurotiales, Aspergillaceae.
AUGACUAUAAAUAACACUUGUUAUCGUCCCAGUUGGAUAUAUUCAUGGAUUUCUUCUUUGUUUUUAUCCAGACUUGAUUCCAGUGGCAUUCAUAUGCUAAAAGAAUCUACAGGCUGCAGCGAGAUUGUGAAAAUGGACCCAAUAAAGCACCACAUCGUCUUCCUCCAAGCGGCCUUCUGCAAGGUGCCCGAUUUCCAACUCCCUCCAUCGCACUCCUACACCAAGGCUGUGUACGAUGUUACUUCGCUCGCGGACCUCCAUGCGCGCGUACACAGUGCAACAAUCCUAGUCUUUUCCGCCAUCAAGAUCGACGCAGUAACCCUCUCGCCCGAGGUGACGCCGUACUUGAAAUACAUCGUGAUCGUAGCGACAGGCACGGACUGCGUUGAUCUGGACGCGUGCAGGGCGCGCGGGAUCCUCGUGAGCAAUUGUCCCAAUGCAAACGUGGAAUCAGUCUCUGAACAUGCGCUUGGGAUGUAUUUUACGAUUAGACGGAGGAUGCUGGAGAUGCGCAGUCUUACGAUGCGCGGCGAGUGGCCCAGGCGGGGCACGUUAAUGUUUGAUAUGCUGGAUCGUCAGGGACAGCCUCCGUUGACGUGUCAGGAGGAGGUUGUUGGGAUUCUGGGAUAUGGGGCUGUGGGAAAACGAAUCGCUACAAUUGCACGCGCAGUAGGCAUGAAGGUCCUGAUCUCAGGAAGGAAGAAUGAUGCCAAUGGGACCAGCCCGCCUGGCAAUGGCAACAGCAAUGGAGACGGAAAUGAGCAGCGCGUGCCAUUCGAACACAUAAUCAAGACAUGCACUGUCAUCUUCAUAGCAGUGCCGCUGACUGACUCCACGCGCCAUCUCAUAUCGACGCCUGAAUUGGAGAAGAUGCCGCAACAGUCCAUCCUGGUGAAUGUGUCUCGCGGGGGAGUGGUGGAUGAAGAAGCUCUCGUCGCUGCCCUGAAGGAAAACAGAAUCGCCGGAGCAGCAAUGGACGUGUUUCGCGAGGAGCCCGCUGGACCGGAGAAUUCACCGUUGCUCGCGGAGGGGACGAAGGAUCUCAAUCUGCUGGUUACUCCGCAUCUGGCGUGGUUAGCGGGGAUUACAUGGACAAUUCAGUCUCAGAUUCUGAAGGAGAAUAUAGAGCAGUGGGCGGCGGGGAGGCAGCCGAAUGUCGUAGUGUAG